This is a messenger RNA of Cotesia congregata, 1893 nucleotides long. NCBI's taxonomy places the organism in Eukaryota, Metazoa, Arthropoda, Insecta, Hymenoptera, Braconidae. The record is from the annotation of a GenBank genome assembly.
AUGUCAACCGAAAGUGAUUCAGUUUAUGGAACAACAUUGUCCCAAGAAUCGAUGAAAGUGAUUGCCGAGAGUAUCGGCGUAGGUAACCUCCCUGAUGAGGCGGCAAAAGAUCUUGCUGAGGACGUCAGCUAUAGACUUAAAGAAAUUAUUCAGGAUGCGGCAAAAUUUAUGCGACACGGAAAACGCCAAAAAUUAACUACCCACGACAUUGACAAUGCGCUUAAAAUAAAAAAUAUUGAGCCAACCUAUGGAUUCUUCGCCAAGGAGCACAUCCCGUUUCGGUUCGCGUCAGGUGGAGGUCGCGAACUGCAUUUUGUGGAGGACAAAGAACUGGAUUUGCAGGAGAUGAUUUCGAUGGCCAGUGGACCAGCAUUACCAAAAUUGCCACUGGAUGUGACUUUGCGGGCCCAUUGGCUCUGUAUCGAUGGGGUACAACCAACGAUUCCUGAGAAUCCACCCCCUGUAUCAAAAGAAUCUCAAAAACUUGAAAGUGUGGAUCCAACAGCGAAGCUUGUUGCCAAGACAACGAACGUUGGUGUAGGAAAACCAGGAGGUGGAGGUAAAAGCCAAAAGCUGCGAAAUGUCGAAACAGUUCAUGUUAAACAAUUGGCGACUCAUGAGUUAAGUGUGGAGCAGCAGUUGUACUACAAAGAAAUCACAGAAGCUUGUGUGGGUUCUGAUGAAGCGCGUAGAGCUGAGGCCCUUCAAUCGUUAUCCGCAGAUCCAGGGCUCCAUGAAAUGCUGGCUAGGAUGUGCACAUUUAUUGCCGAGGGUGUUCGAGUUAACGUAGUACAAAAUAAUCUGGCAUUAUUGAUUUACCUGAUGAGAAUGGUUAAAGCGUUGCUCGAUAAUCCGAGUUUAUACUUGGAAAAAUAUCUUCAUGAGCUCAUACCAUCUGUUGCUACGUGUAUUGUCUCGAAACAAUUGUGCAUGAGACCGGAGGCGGAUAAUCAUUGGGCACUCCGUGAUUUUGCAUCAAGAUUGAUGGGUCAGAUUUGUCGGAAUUUUAACACUUCGACUAAUAAUGUUCAAACGCGUGUUACCAGGAUGUUCAGUCACGCUUUAACGAAAAACAGUCAAACUCCGUUAGCAUCACUUUAUGGGGCAAUAAGCGGUCUUUGUGAAUUGGGCCCUGAAGUAAUCAAAAGUUUGGUGAUACCAAAAAUAAAAUCUAUUUCAGACCGUAUUGAAAACUCUGCGGAAGGAUUAACAUCUAAUAUUGAUAAAAAUGCUGCUGGACAUAUUAAAACUGUAUUAAUGAAAACUGUCGCUCCAGUUUUGAAAACAAUACGCUCACCACCAGACUUUGUGGAAGAAUAUAAACUCGACUACGGUUAUAUGGGUCCAAUGUUAUGUUCAGCUGUUGCAAAAGCACGUACGCAACCUCUGACAGCAGUAACUCCAACAGCCGUUAGUUUAACAACUAAUCAGCAACAAAAUCCCACUAUGAGCAGCAAGAGUUUGAUUCAAAGCGAGCAUAUCUCAGUGACAAAUCCAAGCCCAAGUCAGCAACGAACAAUAGUAGUAGGUCCGGGUAGAAAUCCGACGGUCACUUCAACGCCUGGUGGACAAAAAUAUGUUAUUCUACAAUCGAGAUCUCAAACACCAACAAGUACCACUAUUCAACAACAGCAACAACCACAGCAAUCUCAGCCCGGCCAACAACAGUCGCCUCAACAAAUAAAAGUUAUGUCAACUAGUAUUCAGCAAAAAUCCCAGAUACAACCUAAUAGUUCUAAAUUGGUUGUUGUUUGUAUGGCUAAUACCAGCCAUGUAAGUACUCCAAGUGUUUCGCAAGUUUCAUCAGUCAGUACGAAUCCACCCAACGUUUUGAUAACGCAAACAACUACUGAUCAGCCACUCAGCCCUUUUGAUGAUCACUCGUUAAUGUGA